Molecule: messenger RNA, 2175 nt
Organism: Naegleria fowleri
Lineage: Eukaryota; Heterolobosea; Eutetramitea; Acrasida; Naegleriidae
Exons: 1
Coding region: 1-2175 (724 amino acids)
Source: RefSeq, a predicted model, not a curated record
AUGAUCCUCUUUCAGAUUUCCAGAGACGUCAAAGCUGCCUCUGCAAGUACCACUCAUCAUCCACAUUCCCAAGAACCAGCUGUUAAAAAGGUUUUCACAUCAUCUCCCUUUCUAAAGUUGCCAACUCUUCCCCCUUUCAAAGCAUUUUGGUUUCUUAUUGGCACUGCACUCAUUACAACCUUCCUAACUGUACUCGUACUAACAUUAUCAUCUGCAAACAAAUUUAGAUCAUUUUCAUUGAGGAGCCUCACUUCUCGAUACAAACAAGUCGUUCAAGGACAAACAACCCCAUUACCAUCAUCACUCAUCAUUGAGGAGAGUGAUUAUGAACCUAUUGCCACUUCAGAAAUGUGGAGCUCCACUUCCUUGAUGCAGCAACUCUCUCAAAAUAAAGCCAUCUCCCACACCAAGCUGAGCAAAUACUCUCCCACUCUGAAACCCCUACUCGGACAUCAUCGAUGCAAUCGAUAUGGUCGUUUGGAAGAACCUCGCAUCCUCAUUCCUGAUGGAUUUCCCAAUGUGUACAGCACCGAUACCUACAUGGCUUCAUGUAAAUUUGAAAAUCUCUGCAUGACUUCGAGUGGAGAGUUUGUUCUCUUUGAACCCUCUCAACGAAUCACUGGUGGUGAUCGCUUUGCUCAAAUUCUCAACUCUCGUCCGUGGGUCUACACGCAAGGUUCAACCGUUCAUUCGGAUCGAGGUAAUUUUUUUGGCGCCAUCGUAGAUGGUGAUUUGGUAUUGCAAAUGAAUAAGGAGGAGGAGAGCCAAGUGGAGAAUGCGUUUGUGAAAAAAACGAGACAAGUUUCAUGUCAGGGUUUGUUGAUGGCAUGGAAUGGAACGAGGCAUGGGGUGGCAAUAAGCGAUGAUGUAGAGAAUAGUGAAAGGUCUACUGCUUUUGAAAAUUCGAAAAUCAUUGAAGAAAUUCGUGCCCGAGUGGGCAAAGAUCCAAAUGCUUUGUGUCAUGAAAAUUAUUAUGCUCCCAUUGCACUUUCCAAAGAUUUUCAAAUCAUUGAAAAGCCUAUAUAUGCUUUGAAACGUUAUGCGGCUGGAAAUGCUGGACAUUUUCUCUCACAAUCGUUGGGAAUGAUUAUGGGUUUGAUGAUGAAUUUUCAAUCGGAAUCUGUGGGAUCAGCAACAUCUGCGGCCUUCACAUCAUCAUCGUCUUCUUCUCAAUGGCAAGAUAAUCAUAUUUUGUAUUUGGAUGAUUUGGAAAGCAAGGAAGGAUUUGAUUGGAUGGGUUUAUUCGGGUACGAUCUCGAGUUGGGCAAUAAGUUUUCAUUAACGGGUGGGCAAUUGUUGAGUCAAAAUCCAAUUCUUCAACGAUGUUUUGUGGGUGGGCGAUGGAGAGUGAUGCCAGCUCCAUGUCGAAAUGAUUCAUUGUCUAUUCCUACAACUAGCCCAGCUUCAUCAAAUCGAAUGGAGUUGCAAACUUGUUUUACCAAUUUCUUUGCUGGUCACACCACCAAUAACUUGGUCAUCUAUCCAUACGGAAAGGAAUAUACCUAUAUGAAAAUUCGAGAGCUCACCUACAAGAACUUGCGAAUACUUCCCUUCGAUGGAACAUUUACCACAACUCAACAAAAACAACGACUUGAAGCAUUCCUCAAAAAGAAGGACAUUCUAAUUUCAAUUAACCGAAAGGAAAUGUCUGAUCGCCAUCUUCAAGCCAUCUUCAAUGUAGAUCAACUUGCUGACUAUUUGCGCAAACAUUUACCUCAAGAUCCAUUUAUACAAGAGUUGCUGACCAACAAGGACGGCUCCAAACGAAAACUGAUCAUUGAAGACAUUGAUUUGUACAAAUUUCCAAGCAUUCCAUCACAAGUGAGAUACUUCUCUGAUGUGGAUAUUUACAUUUCAGACCCUGGGUCAGCAGCCUAUUAUUCCAUGUUUCUAAGGGAUGAAACCACUGUGAUUUUACCUCCAACUUGUGAGAAUCCUUCAAAAUGCAAAACCUCGCACGGAGUUCACGUGUUACAAGCACUUCCAAAUAUUCAAAUUGCCGACCUACUCGAGUUGAACAACGGCAUACCGCCUCCAUGUAUUCCCAGACCUGGAGUAUUGAGCCAGAUUAAUUGUGAUGUAGUGUUCCCUCCUGACUUGGUUUUGAAAAGUAUUGUGAGAGCCUUUAAAAAAAGAUUCACAAAAUACCUGACAAGGAAGGACUUGGUGUUAUAA